Punctularia strigosozonata HHB-11173 SS5 is the source of this 1982-nucleotide messenger RNA. Its product is annotated as alpha/beta-hydrolase. The coding region runs from base 59 to 1894 and encodes 611 amino acids. The transcript has 16 exons. The record is from RefSeq and is a predicted model, not a curated record. Lineage: Eukaryota; Fungi; Basidiomycota; Agaricomycetes; Corticiales; Punctulariaceae.
CUUUGCGAAUGCUUACUGGGAUGGUGGACUUCACUUCGAACCGCCGUAAACGACGACUAUGAGCGCUGUUACUCCCCGAAAGCCCGUGCAAAGUGACGUGCUGCCCGGCGCGAGCGCAGGACUUGGCCGUCCGCGCCGCCGCUGGCUGACUUCGCGACAUAUGAUCGGGCUCGCGCUCAUCGUAUCACUUGCACUGUGGACGAAGGGCGCGUACUUGAGCCAGGUAUGGCCCGUCGACUUGGGCGCGGCACCUGCGCGUUCGCGAUGCUCGGAGGAUAUCAUGCAAGCGGCCAAGUUUGACUGGGGUGCGGUUGUUCCGAGUUCGAAACUGGUUUGGCACAUCUGCGAGGACAACUACGAAUGCGCCCGGCUCUCCGUCCCGCUCGACUAUUCAAACCCAACCGGGAAGAUGGCCGCGAUCGCGCUCAUGAAGAUCCCGUCAAAGAUCGCGCCGGGCGCGGAGGGUUAUCGCGGACCCAUCCUGUUCAACCCAGGAGGGCCAGGCGGUUCUGGCGUGGACCUGAUCAAACGCGCAGGAGAGCAGUUCCAACAGAUCCUCGGAGACGACUACGACCUCAUUGGUUUUGACCCCCGAGGCAUCGGGGGCACCACGCCCGGCAUUGUCGUCUUUGACGACGAGGGCGCGAGCGUCGCCUGGCAACUCACGCGCGGGCCGGCACUCAAUGCCACUGACGAGGCCCUCGCACGAGCCUACGCCCGCGCGCGGAUCUUUGGCGACCUCGCUGAGAAGCGGAUCGGCGAGUUAGCGCAGUACGUGAGCACACCCAUGGUCGCGCGGGAUAUGUUCAGUAUCAUGCGGGCACACGGGCGAGAGAGGUUACUGUACUGGGGGUUCAGUUACGGCACUAUCUUGGGGAUUACCUAUGCGUCCAUGUUUCCUGACAACAUUGAUCGCAUGAUCGUGGACGGGAUAGGUGACAGCGAAAACUACAUGGAGGCGCUCUGGAACAACAGCCUCCGCGACACGGACAAGGCACUCGAUCAGUUCUACGCCGCCUGCGCCAACAGCACGUCCUGCGCCCUGCAUGAGCCAACCCCGAAAGCCGUCAAAUCACGAGUUGAUGCCCUCUUCGCCGAGCUCCGGAAGAACCCGAUCCCUGUGUCUCUCAACGACACUGAGUACGGCCUCAUCGAUUACACUCUUGCGCGCCAGGUCGUCUUCGACUGGCUCCGCAAGCCCUACCAAAAGACGCCCCUAAGUGCGCCCUCGCUCGCGUCCGCGCUCGCGGCGCUCGAACGCGGCGACGGCGCGGCGAUGUGGGCUGCACACGCACCAGAGUCCACAAUCAAGUGCGACUGUGCGCGGGACAGUCUGCCGACCAGAUUGCCGGGCGCGAAUCGGGAGACGACGCUGGCGAUUGCAUGCGGCGACGGGAAGCCGGUAGAGCACGAUCUAGAGGAGCUGCGCGCGUUUUACGAAGAGAUGGCGCACGACUCGAACUUUGCGGAGCUCUGGUCUGCCCAUUUGGAUUGCGCGGGAUGGAAGAUACAGUCAAAGGAGCAGUUCCAUGGUCCUUUCGCCGGCAACACCAGCUACCCGAUCCUUCUCAUUGGCAACACCGCCGACCCCGUCACGCCUCUCUGGAACGCUCACAAGAUGGCGAAGGGCUUCCCAGAUGCCGCCGUUCUGACGCAGAACUCUGCUGGCCAUUGCUCUCUCGCUGGCGCGUCGCUGUGCACGGCGAAGUACGUGCGAGACUACUUCCGCGAGGGGAAGUUGCCGCCUGCGGGGGCCGUAUGCGAGAUUGAGGAUGAGCUGUUCCCAUCGUCGGACGUCAAGCAGGCUGGAGAUAUGCUUGAUCGCGAUGAUAGGGUGUUGCUCGAUGCUGUGAGGGAGCUUAGCGACAAGUUCGAGGUACCUCGUCUGCAUUGACGGUUUUUCUUUGCGUAUACGCUGCGGCAUAACAAGGAUGUAGAGUACCUGAAGUGGAACGCGACUACGGCUAUCUUGUGCCUAUAUU